AUGGUGAAUUUCACAGUAGACGAGAUCAGGACGAUGAUGGACAAGAAGCGGAACAUCCGCAACAUGUCCGUCAUCGCCCACGUCGAUCAUGGCAAGUCCACGUUGACGGACUCGCUCGUCUCCAAAGCCGGUAUUAUUGCCAAUGCCAGAGCCGGCGAAACCCGUUUCACCGAUACCCGCAAGGAUGAACAAGACCGAUGCAUCACCAUCAAAUCCACUGCUAUCUCUAUGUUCUUUGAACUGGAAGAGAAGGAUCUGGUCUUCAUCACAAACCCUGACCAAUGUGAGAAGAAUCAAAAGGGUUUCUUAAUUAACCUUAUUGAUUCACCUGGCCACGUCGACUUCUCAUCUGAAGUAACAGCUGCUCUCCGUGUAACUGAUGGUGCUCUUGUGGUUGUUGAUUGUGUUUCUGGUGUGUGUGUACAAACUGAGACUGUAUUGCGUCAGGCCAUCGCUGAACGUAUCAAGCCUAUUCUGUUCAUGAACAAGAUGGACCGUGCCCUUCUUGAACUCCAGCUUGACACUGAGGAACUGUACCAGACAUUCCAACGUAUUGUUGAAAAUGUAAACGUUAUUAUUGCUACUUACAAUGAUGAUGGUGGACCAAUGGGUGAGGUGCGUGUCGACCCUAGCAAGGGGUCUGUGGGCUUUGGUUCUGGUCUUCAUGGCUGGGCAUUUACCCUCAAGCAAUUUUCGGAGAUGUACGCUGACAAGUUUAAGAUAGACCUUGUCAAGCUUAUGGGCAGGCUAUGGGGAGAGAACUUCUUCAAUGCCAACACUAAGAAAUGGUCAAAACAGAAGGAUGCUGACAACAAGCGUUCUUUCUGUAUGUAUGUGCUGGAUCCGAUCUACAAGGUGUUUGAUGCAAUUAUGAACUUCCGCAAGGAGGAGAUUGAUAACCUUCUGAAGAAACUUAACAUUGCUAUCAAGCAUGAAGAUGCUGACAAGGAUGGCAAAGCUCUACUCAAGGUGGUGAUGAGGACCUGGCUGCCAGCUGGUGAAGCUCUUCUUCAGAUGAUUGCUAUCCACUUGCCAUCACCUGUAGUUGCACAGAAAUAUCGUAUGGAGAUGCUCUACGAAGGCCCUCAUGAUGAUGAGGCUGCCAUUGGUAUUAAGAACUGUGACCCUGAAGCACCUCUCAUGAUGUAUAUAAGCAAAAUGGUACCAACCUCGGACAAGGGCCGUUUCUAUGCCUUCGGACGUGUGUUCUCUGGAAAGGUCGUAACUGGACAGAAGGCUCGUAUCAUGGGACCGAACUACCAGCCUGGCAAGAAAGAGGAUCUGUAUGAGAAGACCAUCCAGCGUACAAUCCUCAUGAUGGGACGUUAUGUAGAAGCAAUUGAAGAUGUGCCCUCUGGUAACAUCUGUGGUCUAGUCGGUGUUGACCAGUUCCUGGUGAAGACUGGUACCAUUACUACCUACAAGAAUGCACAUAACAUGAAGGUCAUGAAAUUCAGUGUAUCGCCUGUUGUGCGUGUAGCUGUCGAGCCCAAGAACCCGGCUGAUCUGCCGAAACUGGUGGAAGGUCUUAAGCGUUUGGCCAAAUCUGACCCUAUGGUACAGUGUAUCAGUGAAGAGUCUGGAGAGUACAUCGUCGCUGGAGCUGGAGAGCUGCAUCUUGAAAUCUGUCUUAAGGACUUGGAAGAAGAUCAUGCCUGCAUUCCCAUCAAGAAAUCUGACCCUGUGGUGUCAUACCGUGAGACGGUCAAUGAAGAAUCUGAUCAGAUGUGUCUGUCCAAGUCGCCCAACAAGCACAACCGUCUGUUCAUGAAGGCUCAACCGAUGCCUGAUGGUCUGCCUGAGGAUAUUGAUGAGGGUCGCGUGAACCCACGUGAUGACUUCAAAACCCGUGCCCGUUACCUCGGCGAAAAGUACAAUUAUGACGUAACUGAAGCCCGUAAAAUCUGGUGUUUCGGUCCUGAAGACACUGGCCCUAACAUUCUUGUGGACUGCACGAAGGGAGUACAGUAUCUUAACGAGAUUAAGGAUUCCGUAGUGGCUGGUUUCCAAUGGGCUACUAAGGAAGGUGUCAUGGCAGAAGAGAAUUUGAGAGGUGUCCGUUUCAACAUUUAUGAUGUUACCUUGCAUACUGAUGCUAUCCAUAGAGGUGGUGGCCAAAUCAUUCCAACUACAAGGAGAUGUCUAUAUGCCUGUCUGUUGACUGCCAAGCCUAGGAUCAUGGAGCCUGUCUACUUGUGUGAGAUUCAGUGUCCUGAAGUCGCCGUAGGAGGUAUCUACGGUGUGCUGAACAGACGUCGUGGUCACGUGUUUGAGGAGUCUCAAGUUGCGGGAACCCCCAUGUUCGUCGUCAAGGCGUAUUUACCUGUCAACGAGUCGUUCGGCUUCACGGCUGAUCUGCGUUCCAACACUGGAGGACAAGCUUUCCCGCAGUGUGUGUUCGAUCACUGGCAAAUCCUGCCUGGUGACCCAAGCGAGCCUGGUAGCAAACCUUACGUGGUUGUUCAGGAUACAAGAAAAAGGAAAGGACUGAAGGAGGGUCUCCCAGACCUAAGUCAAUACUUGGACAAGUUGUAA
Parnassius apollo (apollo) is the source of this 2535-nucleotide messenger RNA. The record is from the annotation of a GenBank genome assembly. Lineage: Eukaryota; Metazoa; Arthropoda; Insecta; Lepidoptera; Papilionidae.